CACACACACUUACAACGCAUAGGAAAUGAAUCGCGAUUUCUAAUUUCGAAGUCUAUGGGACGUUACAAUAAAGUUAAGAGUUUGUUAAUCAUAUACAUGCUUUAGGGAAAAUGGUUCUUUGCUUUUAUCGUUGAAGGCAAUAACAAAUUGAACGAUUGAAAACAAUGCAGUGCAGUCACGAUUUGUGCAGGCUCCUGUAUAACUGUGACAGCCUUAAUCUGAUUUAAUAUGUGUAGAUAAUAUGAAGGCGAACGCAGCAGUCAGUUACUCAACGUAUGGUGUCAAUGUUCAGACAGCGAUUUUAUUCGUCAUGGUCUUCGGUUUGUGUUAUUACUUGCUAAAACGCGACAAAAAAUCAAAUAAUCUUCCUCCCGGCCCAAAAGGAUGGCCGCUGCUCGGUAAUCUACCAGCUUUGAGUUUUCAUUCCGAAGAAGAAAUGUUGAAAUGGAACAAGGAAUAUGGCCCAGUUUGUCGCUUAAAAAUGGUCAACAUGGAUUUUAUGAUACUCGGAUCAGUAGAGGCGGUCCAGGAAGCAUUUGUUCGAAAAUGCGAGAUUUUUUCGGACCGACUUCAAAAUUCUAUUUCUGCAUUUUCGGGAUCUCAUGGGAUAAUCUUUCUAAAUUACGACCGUAAAUUGAAGGAACAGCGUCGAUUUGCGCUAGCAACUUUAAGGGAAUUUGGCAUGGGGAGUCGCAGUAUUGAACCGAGUAUACUUGACAAAUGUUCAGCUCUUUGUGAUCUUGUCGAAACAGAAUUAGAAAAGAAGCAACCUUUUGCUCUUGACUUCAUGAUUUACCAAACUGUAUCGAGUGUGAUUACACAAUUAGUUUUUGGUAAAAAUUUGGCUGAUGAAAACGAAGACUUUCGUCAAUAUCUUCAAUUGCUCAUGACGGGAUCAAAAUAUAGCACUCUGAGUGGAAUCGCUACAUUAUUUCCGCCUUUAAGAAAAAUUCCACCAUUUUCAUGGGGACCCCAAGUCGCAAAGCAACGAGAGAAAACCCUUCGUCUACUGUAUCAAGAACAAAUUGACGAGCACAGAAGAACAAGAGAUCCAAAAGAACCACGUGAUUUCAUCGAUUGUUUUCUAAACAAAAUGGAUGUUAUGGCUGAGUCUCCGGAUGAGGCUGAAGCAAUCGGAUUUAAUGAGGAUCAAUUGCUGGCUCUCGCCCGUGACUUCUUCCUAGCAGGAUCAGAGACUACAUCCACGACAAUUUGUUGGGCUGUUCUGUUCCUCUCACGCAACCAAGACAUGCAGAACAAAUUUUAUAACGAGAUUAUGGAUGUGAUUGGAGAUGCAAAACAACCAAGCACCGCUUUCGCUGAUGAAAUGCCGUAUUCGAAAGCGGUUAUACAGGAAGUAUUGAGGAUGCGCCCUAUUGCACCGAUUGCAAUACCACACCGUGCAAGACAAGAAGGAACAAUCAUGGGGUAUCGGAUUCCAAAGGGAGCUAUCGUAGCUGCGAAUAUAUUUGCGAUUCAGAAUAAUGAUGAAGUAUGGAAUAAUCCAAAAAUGUUUGAUCCCUCUCGCCACAUCGAUGCUGAUGGAAAAUUUGUCAAGUCUGCAAACGUGAUUCCAUUUUCAAUAGGAGCUCGCCAAUGUUUGGCUAUGCAGCUUGCUAAUAUGGAGUUGUUUUUAAUCAUCGUGUCUCUAUUUCAAAGAUACAGAUUUGAGUUUGCAGGCGAUAGUGAUAUUGACAUGCGAGGGAGGAAUGUGUUUACUCUUCGACCGUAUCCAUUUAAAGUUCUGGCUACCAAACGCUGAAUUGAGUGAUGGGUGGUACAGUUCAUUUCUCUCAAUUUGAUCCAGCGGUUGAAACCGCUUCUCGGGGAAUGAAGAUGCUAAAAUGUUUUUGUUGGUUAUUUAUAUUUUACCGUCCUAAUAAAAUGGUGCAAUUUCUGUUUGCAUUUGCCGUCUA
Messenger RNA from Styela clava, 1916 nucleotides. RefSeq names its product cytochrome P450 2U1-like. Gene Ontology annotation, biological process: xenobiotic metabolic process. Gene Ontology annotation, cellular component: cytoplasm; intracellular membrane-bounded organelle. NCBI's taxonomy places the organism in Eukaryota, Metazoa, Chordata, Ascidiacea, Stolidobranchia, Styelidae. Gene Ontology annotation, molecular function: steroid hydroxylase activity; oxidoreductase activity, acting on paired donors, with incorporation or reduction of molecular oxygen, reduced flavin or flavoprotein as one donor, and incorporation of one atom of oxygen; heme binding. The record is from RefSeq and is a predicted model, not a curated record.